AUGGCGUCGCCGCUCCCCAACCGCGAUGCGACCCCUCGACCCUCGAUAUCUCCUCUGAGCGCAAAGGCCUCGCCCGUCGCCAUACGAGACUCUACGAUACCACCACCGAGUACGAAUCCUCUACCCGAAGCACACACCACUAUCGCCGGCAUCGGCGACGAGGACGACCGAUCGAGCAGUCUGAGCGACCCACUGGACGACGAUGAGGUUGAGCUACAGCAGGACGGUGCGCGAUCAGAACAGCAGACUACCGCGUUGCAAUCGCUAGAGGUCGACUCAGAAGCAGAGACGGAGCGACUGGAUCAGACGCCACAAAGGUCGCAAAAGCACACAGAAACUACUGGCAGGACACCGAGCAAGCUCGUUCAUGCUUCGAUAGCCGACGAUGACCUUUCAGAUCCCCCCUCGCCAAUUCCAGCUGGACCAGACGCCGCUUCUAGCACCAGCACGAUUGAGACUACAGGCAUGAAGCGAAAACGUUCGAAUACCGCAGAGAGCUCAUUAUCGAGUGCUGAUUCAGAUCUGGCCGAGUCACCGCGCAAGAGAAGCCAUAGCUCGACCGCGAACGAUACAGAAAUGCACCACAAGGACGCGGAUGAAGCAGUGCAAGAACAGCCAGAAGCCGACGAGUCAACUGCCACAAUAGAGAUCGCCGACCCACAAGCAGACGAUACGGCACCGGUCGCAGCCACGAAAGGUGUGAAGGGCAGAAAAGGCGGCAAGCUUAAGGGCAAGGCGAAGAAAGAUGUCGCGAAAGAGCCUGAACAAGAGCGGACCACGGAGACAGUACAACCAGAGGAAGAGCCAAGCGCAGAAGCGAUAGCGAAGACAGCCGAGGAGACCAAGCACAAAAAUGCAGCUUCUACCGCGUUCGAGGACCUAGCCAAGCAAUUCUCGACAUAUCGCGAAAAGAAGAACAACGAGAAGCUUGCAGCUGUCAAUGCCGAGCUCGAGAUGUUGAACCAGAAGGAAUGCCAACAUCCUGAAUAUCUACGACAGAUGGCUUGCGUGGAUGCCCGUCGCGACAAGCAGAUAAGAGAAGCAAAGGCCUUUUGGAAGUUUGGGCGCCAAAGUCUGAGCCGCACGACACUUGGUGAACGCAGCCAGCUGCAUAGUCAGUACUUUCAGUGGGCACGCGAUUGUCGCGAGGAGUUCAUGUAUAACCUUGGCGAGGAUUGGUACAACAUCCAGAAAGAGCGACGGCAGAGCAGCCAAGAGGAGGAUGAGAAGUACAUCUACAUGUUCCCAACGAAGAAGAGCGCGCAGAUCAAGCAACAGGCCAAGUACAACCAGGAGGUGUCGGUACUGAGCGGUGUCGCCAAGUAUGUUGGCUUCCCAGCAGCGCCAGAGAUCGCGGGCGCAGAAGGAGCCGCAUUGGAGGACGACUUGAGAAUUAUGAAGAUCUCGAAACGCGUCCCUCAAACAACAGCACAUCCCCCGCCAGUAUACUUCCCGAACCGGACGGGUCUGAUACAAGGACAAAGCGAGAGAUUGGCGCACGAGCAGUUUAUCGAACAAAAUGCGUGGGCGAGGCCGCAAGGGCCUAUUCAGCACCAUGGCACACUAAACCUAACGCACACACCAGAUUGGGCUGCAGAACCUGGCGCUAACGCGAAGCACCUUGUGCGCAAUGUCGGUGGCGCGAUGCAGCGAACGGGCAGUCCUUUCGCAACGCCCAUGCCACAAAGGCGAGCCGCAAUGGAACAGAACUCGAGCUCUGGUACAGUCGUGGUGAAUAGUGAUCAGGCAGAUGCACCGUCCAGCGUGCUGGCAGCCCCACCGACCACAGAUCGACUUCAGCAUGCGCAAUUCGGUCGCGACCAAGGAUCACCUCUGGCCAUUGGCAAGCACCGACAGAACGGUGGUGAGCGAGAAUUGGCAGGCUUUCGAAACAUCUCAAACAUCUCAGGAGCGAGCACAAUCGAUGCACCACCUGACUCUGCCGAACGAGCAAGAGAAGCAGCCAAAGAGGCGCUCGUUGGCAUGUCAAGGGCCCCACCGGUUCCACAGCAUACAUUUGAGGGACCAAUGCAUGGCCAUGGCACGGAUAGAAAGAGGCCUCCGCACGAUGCGUUUGCGCCUGGGCCAUUCAGACCGCAAGAAGGCGCUUUCGGAACGCCCAGGCCGCUGUCAACGAAUCACGCAACAUAA
This is a messenger RNA of Fulvia fulva, 2151 nucleotides long. RefSeq lists its product as uncharacterized. Gene Ontology annotation, molecular function: histone deacetylase binding. The record is from RefSeq and is a predicted model, not a curated record. Gene Ontology annotation, cellular component: Sin3-type complex. The coding region runs from base 1 to 2151 and encodes 716 amino acids. Gene Ontology annotation, biological process: negative regulation of transcription by RNA polymerase II. The transcript is spliced from 3 exons. NCBI's taxonomy places the organism in Eukaryota, Fungi, Ascomycota, Dothideomycetes, Mycosphaerellales, Mycosphaerellaceae.